This is a messenger RNA of Gavia stellata (red-throated loon), 1809 nucleotides long. RefSeq names its product PR/SET domain 5 (gene PRDM5). The record is from RefSeq and is a predicted model, not a curated record. Gene Ontology annotation, molecular function: DNA-binding transcription factor activity; RNA polymerase II transcription regulatory region sequence-specific DNA binding; protein binding. The transcript has 15 exons. The coding region runs from base 1 to 1809 and encodes 602 amino acids. Gene Ontology annotation, cellular component: nucleus. Lineage: Eukaryota; Metazoa; Chordata; Aves; Gaviiformes; Gaviidae. Gene Ontology annotation, biological process: negative regulation of DNA-templated transcription.
AUGCUGGGCAUGUACGUGCCGGAUAGGUUUGCCCUGAAGUCGUCAAAAGUGCAGGACGGGAUGGGGCUCUACACGGCCCGCAGAGUCAAAAAGGGUGAAAAAUUUGGCCCUUUUGCAGGGGAGAAGCGAAUGCCACAGGAACUGGAUGACAACACAGACUGCAGGCUCAUGUGGGAAGUUCGUGGGAAUAAAGGUGAGGUCCUUUAUAUCUUGGAUGCAAGCAAUCCACGCCAUUCUAAUUGGUUGCGUUUUGUCCAUGAGGCUCCAUCACAGGAACAGAAGAACCUGGCAGCCAUCCAGGAAGGGGAAAAUAUUUUCUAUCUGGCUGUUGAAGAUAUUGAAACAGACACAGAACUUCUCAUUGGGUACUUGGACAGUGACAUGGAAGAAGAGGAGGAGGAAGAAGAAGAAGUAGCUGAUAUCCAGGAAGAUGAAGACAGUGGCAACAAUAAAGAAGUGCAACCAGCUGGUGAAAAAAUUGCAGAUCCCCUCACCUGUAAAGAGGACCAUGCAUGCCCAAACUGUGAAUCCAGUUUUGCCAGCCAGGAGAUUCUAGCUGAACAUCUUCAGACUUUGCACCAAAAACCCAGUGAGGAAAAGGAAUUUAAGUGCCGAAACUGUGGAAAGAAAUUCCCUGUUAAACAAGCUCUACAAAGACACUACGAACAGCACAAGGAGGCGUGCAGAGGGGAUGCCAGAUUCAUAUGCAAGGCAGAUAGCUGUGGCAAGAGGUUCAAGAGUAAGGAUGCCCUGAAAAAACAUAAAGAAAACGUUCACAGUGGAAAUUCUAGGAAGAAGCUGAUGUGUUCAGUGUGCAGUAAGAAAUGUUCCUCAGCAACAAAUCUCCAAGAGCAUCGAAAGGUCCAUGAGAUCUUUGAGUGUCAGGAAUGUGACAAGAAAUUUAUUUCAGCGAACCAGUUAAAACGCCAUAUGAUAACUCAUUCAGAAAAACGCCCCUACACCUGCGAGGUUUGCAAUAAGUCCUUCAAACGACUUGAUCAAGUGACUGCACACAAAAUAAUACACAGUGAAGAUAAACCUUAUAAAUGCAAGCUUUGUGGAAAGGGAUUUGCCCACAGAAAUGUUUACAAGAAUCACAAGAAGACCCAUUCUGAAGAGAGACCAUUCCAGUGUGAGGAAUGCAAAGCUUUGUUCCGAACCCCAUUCUCUCUACAAAGACAUCUGUUAAUCCAUAACAGUGAGAGGACCUUCAAGUGUGAUCACUGUGAUGCUACUUUCAAAAGGAAGGACACAUUAAAUGUUCAUAUACAAGUUGUACACGAUGGACAUAAGAAAUACAAGUGUGAUCUCUGUGACAAAGCUUUUGUGACACCCUCAGUCCUCAAGAGUCAUAAAAAAACUCAUACAGGAGAAAAAGAGAAGAUUUGCCCAUAUUGCGGACAGAAGUUUGCAAGCAAUGGAACACUGAGAGUUCAUAUUCGAAGCCAUACAGGUGAACGUCCUUACCAGUGUCCGUACUGUGACAAAGCUUUCAGCAAGAAUGAUGGGUUGAAGAUGCAUAUUCGCACCCACACAAGGGAAAAGCCGUACCAAUGUUCAGAGUGUAACAAGGCUUUCAGUCAAAAGCGAGGCCUAGAUGAGCACAUGAGAACCCACACCGGAGAGAAGCCGUUUCAGUGUGAUGUUUGUGAUCUGUCCUUCAGCCUGAAGAAAAUGCUGAUCCGACACAAGCUGACUCACAACCCCAAUCGACCGAUGGCAGAAUGCCAGCUUUGCCACAAAAAGUUUACAAGAAAUGACUACCUCAAAGUGCACAUGGAAAAUGUCCAUGGUGAAACUGACAGCUAA